UUGCAGAAAAAAGGAUUCAACGAUUUAGAGACAAGCUUUAAUUCGUAGUCGAGUUUCAUUGUCAUUCCAAAUUGGCUCUCGGGCUCUGCAUCAUACCGUUCUGAGCUCUCUGUCAAGAAGAAGAAGAAGACAGCGACUUGAAUUCGAGGUUUCUCUGGCCAAUUUCAGUUUUUUCUCCAAAAGCCGGAAAUCAAAACUAUCGGUCCCGCCUAUGCUCUGCCCGUGGAUGUCAUCAACAGGAUCUUCUUUGGCAAAUGAUUUCGCCUCUACGUAUCGGUCUGGAUCCGAUGCGUUGGAUCUAGACAAGGCAGGGCACUGGGGAGAUAGACCAGAGACCGUCAUUUUCACAACGAAGACCGAUUUCCAGGGCUCUUCUGCGGAUCCGCUUGCAGGAAUCGAAGCCGAACUCUUUUCGCGUUUCGAAGAUCAGGAUCCACAGCAAACGUCAUCGGAUGGUUGCAAACCGGUUCCAUGUCUGAGCUGGGACGAGUGGGACUCUGUGAGGGACUCGCUGUUCUCGUCUUCUUCUGAUAGAAUUGCUUCUGCUUUAGAAAGGAUGGGAGCGCUCGUAGCCGACAAGCAUGUUCGUUACAUUCUGAUGGCAGAAAAGAAUAAGGAUGAUAGCUUUGAGUCUGUGGUGAUGGACCAUCUGAGAAUGAAUGGUGCAUAUUGGGGACUGACCACUCUAGACUUACUCGGAAAGCUAGAUUCUGUUUCUCAAGACGAAGUUGUAUCGUGGGUCAUGGAGUGCCAGCAUGAGUCCGGUGGGUUUGCUGGUAAUACUGGACAUGAUCCACAUAUUUUAUAUACACUUAGUGCUGUUCAAAUCCUGGCCCUCUUUGACAAGCUAGAUAUACUUGAUGUUGAGAAAGUAUCAAGCUAUGUUACUGGAUUGCAGAACGAAGAUGGCUCCUUUUCAGGAGAUAUGUGGGGUGAAGUUGAUACACGGUUCUCAUACAUAGCUAUAUGUUGUCUUGCCAUAUUGAAAUGCCUUGAUAAGAUCAAUGUGGAGAAGGCAGUUGAUUAUAUUGUGAGCUGCAAAAAUCUAGAUGGUGGUUUUGGGUGCACCCCUGGGGCAGAGUCGCAUGCAGGACAAAUUUUCUGUUGCCUGGGUGCUCUUGCCAUAACCGGGAAUCUUCAUCAUGUUGAUAAGGACCUACUCGGAUGGUGGCUAUGUGAACGGCAAGUCAAGUCUGGGGGUCUAAAUGGACGACCCGAGAAACUCCCUGAUGUUUGCUAUUCUUGGUGGGUGCUAUCGAGCUUGAUCAUGAUCGAUAGAGUUCACUGGAUCAACAAAGAAAAGCUUGUCAAGUUCAUCUUGGACUGCCAGGACAUGGAAAAUGGAGGCAUUUCAGACAGACCCGACGACGCAGUUGACGUCUUCCAUACAUACUUUGGAGUUGCGGGGCUUUCACUCCUUGAAUACCCGGGAAUCAAAACUAUCGAUCCCGCCUAUGCUCUGCCCGUCGAUGUCAUCAACAGAAUCUUCUUUGGCAAAUGAUUUCGCCUCGACGUAUCGGUCUGGAUCCGAUGCGUUUGACCUAGAUGUCCUGCCAGUGAGGCAGGGCACAGGGGAGAUAGACCAGAGACCAUCAUUUUGAAUGUUCUCUUCUCUUAGACUGUUCUUGUAGGAAGUUCUGAAUUUUCGUAUGCCCUUUCCUUUUGUGGAAGAGUGCAAAUUCGCAAUACGGUAAUAUUUGUCAAUGGAACAAAGGUAGCAUAUUUGUCUGUUACUUUGGAGAUGCUUUUAUCAAUAUAAUAUCUGAGAGACCUUCCUUCA
Messenger RNA from Tarenaya hassleriana, 1780 nucleotides. Its product is annotated as geranylgeranyl transferase type-2 subunit beta 1. Gene Ontology annotation, molecular function: Rab geranylgeranyltransferase activity. Lineage: Eukaryota; Viridiplantae; Streptophyta; Magnoliopsida; Brassicales; Cleomaceae. Gene Ontology annotation, cellular component: Rab-protein geranylgeranyltransferase complex. Gene Ontology annotation, biological process: protein geranylgeranylation. The transcript has 12 exons. The record is from RefSeq and is a predicted model, not a curated record. The coding region runs from base 212 to 1501 and encodes 429 amino acids.